Molecule: messenger RNA, 6362 nt
Organism: Oncorhynchus masou masou (cherry salmon)
Lineage: Eukaryota; Metazoa; Chordata; Actinopteri; Salmoniformes; Salmonidae
Product: ecotropic viral integration site 5 protein homolog
Exons: 20
Coding region: 491-2989 (832 amino acids)
Source: RefSeq, a predicted model, not a curated record
UUGUGUGAUGUGACAUGAGUUGGUGACUGACGUUGUUCUGAGCCACCCGCUGUCAGGUGAAUUCCAGACGCUCUUGUCUUGUAGACUAGAGUUGAAAGGAAAGAUUUAACUAACUCCAGUUGCCGUGCCAGGCAGCACUGUGCGGUCUUGAAUAUCUCAGGAGGAGGAACAGAACUUUGAUCUUGACUGCCCUGACACUGUGAUCAGCAUAUGACCGAAAGACACACCGCAAACUUAUUUUGAGACGAUUGUUCAAAAGACAGUUAAGCCUUGGUGUCAAAUUAGGUUAGGAGAAGAACUGAAGUGUUGCUGAUCCUGGCAGUCUUUUCUGGUGGGAGUUUUUUUCUAACUUGUUUUCAUUUUGUUGAUACUGAUUGGAUUUCUGCAUGGAUUGUCAAGACGCCAUUUGGAAUAGCGGCACUCUUUACAGGUGGCGACUGACAAGGUUGCAGGCAAACUGAGUUCUACUCUCUCAUGGGUGAAGAACUCCAUGUCACACACGGUUAGUCAGAUGGCUAGCCAGGUCGCCACCUCAUCUGGCCAGGUGGCAACGGUGCCCUCGUCCCUGCAGACCACCACAGCCACCUCCUCAACAUCCCUCUCCCCGUCUCCCAUGUCGGCAUCUCCCGCUAAGCUCAGCCCAGAUGAACUGGAACUGCUCGCCAAGCUGGAGGAGCAGAACAGGUUGCUGGAGACGGACAGUAAGUCCCUCCGCUCUGUGAACGGCUCCAGGAGGAACAGCGUAUCCAGCCUGGUGUCCAGCUCCUCGGCCUCCUCCAAUCUGUCUCACCUGGAGGAGGACUCCUGGAUCCUCUGGGGACGCAUCGUUAACGAGUGGGAGGACUUCCGCAAGAAGAACGAGAAGCAGCUCAAGGAUCUGGUCAGAAAAGGGAUCCCCCAUCACUUCCGAGCAAUAGUAUGGCAGUUGCUAUGCAACGCCCAGAACAUGCCUAUCAAAGAUCAGUACUCUGAGCUGCUGAAAAUGACAUCACCGUGUGAGAAGCUGAUUCGCCGGGACAUCGCCCGGACGUAUCCUGAGCAUGACUUCUUUAAGGAGGACAGCUUGGGACAGGAAGUACUCUUCAAUGUUAUGAAGGCCUACUCUCUGGUGGACCGGGAGGUCGGCUACUGUCAGGGAAGUGCUUUUAUCGUCGGACUGCUUCUCAUGCAGAUGCCAGAAGAGGAGGCGUUCUGUGUGUUUGUGAAGCUGAUGCAAGACUACAGACUGAGAGAACUGUUCAAGCCCAGUAUGGCUGAGCUGGGUCUCUGCAUGUAUCAGUUUGAGUAUAUGAUCCAGGAACUUCUCCCAGACCUCCAUAUCCACUUCCAGGCCCAGAGUUUCCACACCUCUAUGUAUGCCUCUUCCUGGUUCCUCACCAUCUUCCUCACCUCAUUCCCUCUCCCUGUUGCCACCAGGAUCUUUGAUAUAUUCAUGUUAGAGGGUCUGGAGAUAGUGUUCCGCGUGGGGCUGGCCAUCCUACAGAUGAAUCAGGCAGAACUCAUACAGCUUGAUAUGGAGGGAAUGUUACAGUACUUUCAGAGGGUCAUUCCCCACCAGCUGGAAAGUGGACCAGACAAGGUCAUCCUGGCUGCUUAUAAUGUCAAGUACAACGCCAAGAAGAUGAAGAAGUUGGAAAAGGAAUACACUACAAUCAAAACUAAGGAGAUGGAGGAGCAGGUGGAGAUUAAGAGGUUGCGCACAGAGAACCGACUGCUGAAACAGAGGAUAGACACACUGGAGAAAGAAAGUGCUUCAUUGGCAGAUAGAUUGAUCCAGGGACAAGUGACACGUGCCCAGGAGGCAGAGGAGACCUACCUGGUCAUGCGGGAGCUGGCCACGGUCAGGCAGCAGAGCGAAGAGGCCACAGCUCAGCUGGAGCUAGCACAGAGCACCAUCAGGGAUCUCCAGCAGAGACCCCUAUUGAAGGGCAUCCCGCGCUACACAGAGGAGUCCAUCCUGCAGCUGGAGAGAGAGCUGGUUCAAGCCAGGCUAAAGGAGGCUGAGUCCCAGUGUGCCCUCAAGGAGAUGCAAGACAAGAUCCUGGACAUAGAGAAGAGGAACACAUCUCUGCCAGAUGACACCAACGUGGUGCGGUUGCAGGAGGAGCUGAUAGCAGUGAAGCUGAGAGAGGCUGAGGCUGUGAUGGGGCUGAAGGAGCUCAGACAACAGGUCAGAGACCUGGAGGAGCACUGGCAGCGUCACCUGGCGCGUACGGCGGGCCGCUGGAAGGACAACCCUAGGAAGAAUGCUGUGUCUGAGCUGCAAGAUGAGCUGAUGAGUGUCAGGCUACGGGAGGCUGAGGCCCAGGCAGAGCUCAGAGAGACGCGUCAGAGGAUGAUGGAGCUGGAGACACAGAACCAGAUCCAUAGCAACCAACUGCGUCGGGCAGAGCAGGAGGGGCGGGGCUUUCAGGAGCGCGUGACUGUGCUUACGGCCCAGAAUAAGGGCCUACACGUUCAGCUGCAGGAGAUCAAACGCAAACAGGCAGAGAUUGAGUGCAAGAACAAGGAGGAGGUGAUGGCGGUGAGGCUGAGAGAGGCUGACAACAUCGCUGCCAUGGCUGAGCUGCAGCAACAGAUCUCUGAACUGGAGAUACAGAAAGAAGAAGGGAAGGUCCAGGGCCAGCUGAACAACACAGACUCCAGUCAGUACAUCAGAGACCUGAAGGACCAGAUAGCUGAACUCAAACAUGAGAUCCGCUGCAUAAAAGGCCAGAGGGGGAGCAGCAUGUCCAAUCAGCCCGCUUUUGAUGGGAUCCACAUUGUCAAUCACUACAUACCAGAUGAUGAGUCGUACCACUCCUCGGACGAAGACACAGGUAUAGGCAAGACCCCCUCCCACCUGGACCAUCAGCACAGCAGCAUCAGCCGCAUCAGGCUGCACCCCUCCCUGGGUCUUGGGGACACUGACAGUGAGGGGGAUGAUGAUGGGCAUGGUCUGGUUCUCUCUGUGCCUCCCAUUGGCACCCACAAACACACCACCGUGUGACUGGGUGAUGGACACCAUCGCUAGAUGCCUGGAGGCUGAUCAGGGCAGUUCUGAUCUGGUGCAGUGGGACAGAGGGGUUGUCCAUGGUAGCAAGCCACUCUUCAGGAGAAUGGCGUCUGACUGUCUGUGGGACUCUAAUGUAGGGAGCUCCUUUCAAUGGCAUCUUUGGAAGCUUGGAAUGGAAUGUGUGGGCUUUGUCAACAAGUGAAGUCGUAGCAGAAUCACACCUGUGGUGGAGUUGGUUUUUUUCUUUGUCAGUCUGCUUUACUCUUGUUUCGCCAAAACCCACCAGAAGAGGAUCAUAUCCGUGUGAUGCUCUGGUCUGGACCCCAGGCAAUCAGAUCAGAGAAGGAAAACAUGGAGGUUCAAGUAGCUGCCUGUGCUCCACAAAGCUAGGCUGACCACCAGGGGAGUGGACUGGGGUUACCCUGUCCAGGGUGACCCCACCCAGACAACCAAACUACAGGCACUCCCUCAGCCCCACAACCAACCAUGGUACAACAGAUACAACACACAGAGACUGUGCAAUAAAAUGUUUUAUGCUGACUAUGACACUUCUUUCAAUCAGUUUUUAUUUUUUUAUUGCUUUUAUAAGUGGACAAUCAAAAAUGUAUAGAGCCCUUUUGUGUGGGUGUCUUUAUUAUAUCAGGAGAGAAUAAUGUACCGAAGAGUGAUGAAUGUCUCUAUCGAACAUGGUUAAUGAGCCCCAGUAUCAAACAAAGUGUCAACAAGCAUUAGGGUCGUAUUCACUAGACGGCAAACAAAGAAAAGAAAAAUACCAAAAAAGGGAGGGACUAGUGUUAACACUUUAACAGCUGAUAUGUCCCCCAUCAGGGGACUAUAUACUAAAUAGAUUUUUAGACCAAGGAGUUGGAAAUGGAGCUUGCAGUUCCUCCAGUGACGGUGUACCACUUCUCUAAAAAAAAGAAACAUGUUUUUGUUUCAAAACUUGCCGUUUGCAACAAUGUGCACGACCUAGGUUGACAUAAUGUUGGCUUUUUGUCCUUGAGACAUACAACCUGUUUAUCAUCAGGCCUGGUAUAGGCCUAUCCAAAGGUCAAUUUGAAUCCUGUAUACUCCGUAUAUAUGUAAUUGUUUGUUUUUCAUGUCCAUUUUGACUUGAAAAUAUGUAUCUCAUGAAUUAUUGCAUAUCUGUUUAAUGUAGGAUGCGGCUGAAAGGGACAUAUCACUCUAGUUUUGUCAAGAUGCACAGAUAACUGAUUAGCAGACAUUUCUUUCAGAUGUGGGCUGUGUUCCAAUUCUCCACCCUUCUCCAGAAGUGAGCACUUGUUCACUUGCCCUCAUGCAUUUAAAGGCAUUGGAUUGGUGCAAGCAAGCAUGAAGGGAGUUUCCACCAUAUUCCCUACACCAGUGCAUUUAUUUUACAUCUAUGAGGGGGAGUGUACAAGUGCACUCUUCGGGAAAGGGGUAGAGUAUGGGAACGUAUCCACAGUCUCAAUGUUCUGUAGAUGUUUUCAUAUAUCCUACUUUUCUCUGUUGGGACGAUCUUACUUUUGGAGGAAGGACAGAUUUAGGAUCACUUCAUAAUUUCAUAGAUUAGGAUACGUUUCAGCAUGUUGGUUAAUGGAAGCAUGUAACUAGUUUAUUAAGUAAACCAGCCCAGAUUUAGAAGUACUGCUAUUUCUAAAGUGGGAAUAUUGAUCUUUAAAUAAAUAAUAAUUAAGGGACAUAAUGAAAAGUAUAAGAACUGUAAUCUGAAUCUUGUAUGAACAUAAAUAAUGUUAAACAGAAGUAUUGCUAUGUUGUACUUUUGCACGAAAUGAAUGACUGUCCAAGCCAAUGAAACAAUACUUUUAUCUGAAAAUACUAAGAAGAUAAUUCUACAUGUCUGUCAAAUGGCAAACUAUUCCCUAUGUGUAGUGCACUGCUUUUGGUCAAAAGUAAUGCACUAUGUAGGUAAUAGCUUGCCAUUUGGCAUGCAUCAUAAGAAAUGUGCUGUUUGUUUCCUCUGUGAAUGAAGCAAAGUGUAAUGUCAAGUGUUACCAAACUGUAGGAGGGGUUGUAUAAGCCUGGUCUCAGAUCAGUUUGUGCUGUAUAGCCUAUAACUCGUAUGGUCAUUGUGAUGCCUUGGCAUGACAGAUCUGGGACAAUGAUGGCAUUUUAAACAGUAGGCCCUGCCUGCCAGAUAAAUAUGCACCACUUGGUUUCAUAAAGGUUGAUGUUGAUCCAUUAUCAGAACACGUUAGUAACGUGGCUCUUAAAAACCUUUGCACAUCUACGAGUGAUCCAGACUACUCGUAGAGCAGUCAAAGUGCAUCGUCAGGUGUAUUUUUGCCCUUCCGCGUCACUUUAUUCACAGAUCUCCGCUAAAAAUCUCCUGAACAUCAUGAUUCUAUUGGUCUGACUGUAACGGCCGAUAACUUCAGAAGGACGUUAGUUGACUACAAAUACAAAGUUGCCAAAGUAUUUCUAAUUGUUGCAAACAAAUUAAAACCGAGAUUAUUACACCUAUUAUUACAUGGACAACAGAGACUAAUUAGGCUAUUUUAAUCUUAUUUAAGUCAAUUUAAUGUUCAAUCAGUUGAGUUCUAGUUUGCAACUAAGCUACAAUUUGUAAUGUUUGCCUCUGUGUGACAACGUGUGUAAUGAUAUGCCCAAUCUGUGAUUUCGUGCAUUAUUAUAAGCAUAAUAAACCGUGUCGCCAUCAAUAGCCAUAGGUGGUGAUCUCUCUCUAUGAGUUGAUCUGUCAUCAGUAUUGUGGCAUAAUUAUGUUAAAAUAAGAGUUGAAUGGAGAAAGCUGAUCCGAGCGCUGUUUUUCUUUCUAUCCUAUCAGUCUCGAUACAUGGUCUCUUUACGUGCUUGUUUGGGGAACACUUAAAGUUGGCUCGUAAAUAACGAUGCAUUCGGUACAAUCAUCGUAAUGCUUAAAUUACAUCGCAACUUGGAAAUGAGGCCCACAACAAUGGACAUUUUAUAAUUGUUAGAUUUUUAAACGUUUUUAAAGCAGUGGCCCUUUAAGACAUUAGAACCAAAAACCUAUCAGCCAAGUCUUGGCAAUAUUUAUAUCCAAAAUGCACGGACUCAUUGUUCAGAAGAGGUUUUGUGAUAUUCCUUGGUUGGUUGAGGACAACGAUGGAUGGAAUAUUUGGAAAGGCAUCAUGACGCAGUUUUGGCACUUUCAGAGAAAGACAAUAUAAUGCAGUAAAGAGAGAAGUCUACAUGGAGUAAUAACACUAUGGAAUAAUCAUUACCACACUCUGAAAACAUGUAUGUGAAAUGAAUGUGUUUGAGUUCACAAAUAAACUAUUUGAUAAAAAAAUGUAAGUUCUGUUGAUGUUAUAUAUAGUGUUUACUGAUGUGCGGUAAUAGUAACCAUGGUGGAGCAAAUACAAUUCUAUUCUCACAUCUUUUA